This is a messenger RNA of Caenorhabditis remanei, 2238 nucleotides long. RefSeq lists its product as uncharacterized. The transcript has 18 exons. Gene Ontology annotation, cellular component: membrane. The record is from RefSeq and is a predicted model, not a curated record. Lineage: Eukaryota; Metazoa; Nematoda; Chromadorea; Rhabditida; Rhabditidae. The coding region runs from base 1 to 2238 and encodes 745 amino acids.
AUGCCCCCAUUUAAUGAAAGCUAUCGGAUAUAUCAAUUGUGUACGGAUCAAAAUGACAAAAUUUUCUUGGGCAAUAUUCAAAACAGUGAAAUAAGUUUUUAUUUGGAAAAGUAUAUUUUAUGUUGGCCUGACUAUGUUCGGUUUGUGCCUACUAAACAUCAUUCAAUAGUUUGGUUUUUGAAAGCAUUGAGAGGAUGCGAAGUAAACCAAAUUUUAAGUCAUCACAGUCGACCAAAAACUGAUUUUGCUCGAACAUUUCAUUAUGAUUUUCUGAAGUACUCUUACGCAUUGAUAUGCGAAAGAGGAGCAAUGAUACCACAAUCAGAGCAUUUCUAUCUUUAUGCUUAUUCCGGACUAUUCAAUACUUUAUAUCAAGCAGCAAAUGCAGAUAGACAAUUGGUGUGUGAUCGGAUAAGCGAUGUAUAUGCAGAUUUAUACGGACGGUGUUAUGUACCGCAUGUGGAAAAACGGCAGACAAAAAUCAAGGAGAGAUGUAAUGGAGUCUCAGCUCCGCUUCUUAAGUUCCAGGAUUUUUUCUUGAGAUUUUCAAGGAACUGCAGUACAUUCAAAGAUUUUAUUACACAAGACAGAUCUGCGAACAUCUCUACUAUGGGACAGGCACUAACCAGAGAUGUUACUUACAUGAAUUUACUUAGCUCAAACCUCGUCUUCAACAUACACAGUGAUUCCGAAUUACCAUCUCUCGUCCUCAAGACACGUCUCCUUUUGCAACACUUCUCAUUAGCCGCAAUCAAGCUUUGGAGUCAACUAGAAACCUUGCGAGCCUGCCGUUACGCCACGAAAUCGAACUACACAGAGACGUAUUCGUAUUCUAAUGAGACAGAGGAAGAGAGAAUGGCAAAGUUGGGGAACUUGAUAACACAUAACUGCUGUCCAUCGACUAAUAUGCAUAUAUGUGAUUUGAAUAAUGAAAGAAAGUAUCAGAGAAUGGCGAAAAACGCGAAUUUCGGAUUCCGCAUAGAAGCUGGUCUUUUAACUGCAAUAUGCUUCAACACUGUUCUGUUAUGUUUCUUAUUGGGGAAAACUUACAACAAACUGUCCACCGCUACAAUUCUAUUCGUUUUGAACAUCAUGGGAUCAAAUAUUGCUUUUAUGUUCUCCUUCACAUACUUUUUCAUGGAUCUUUUAUAUCAGGAUAAGUAUGGACCAAUCAAUGAGGAUUAUAUGGAAAAAUCUCCGGAGCUUAUUAUUGCUGAGACGUUGCAAACUCAUUUGUUUGCACAUAGUGAAUUCAAAAAACAUCUUGUCCAGGAAACCUUGUACUCUCUGGCACAGAACGGAUCACUAACUGGACUCAUUCAUCUACUGGUUUUGGUUUUGGUUGUAAUCAACAGGUCUAUGUCAGGAAAGUCAAUUCACUUAUCAAAAAUAUCAGUUGUCUCAGUAUUCGCUUGCGUGUGGAUAUUCCUAAUAGCCUCACAUGUCAUGUUUUCCAUCAUGCAGAUGAAUGCCAUAAACAAUCUCGAUGCACUAUUUUCGAAUUUAUCCAAAGGGAGGGUGAACCUGUCAUGCAAUGCCUUGAAUUUCAGAUCCAUGGAGUCGGGGUAUGAAGAAAUCGCAUCUCAUUGUGAUCGGACUGCAGUUUUUCACGCGUUUGGUGCUUAUUUAUUAAGGGGUCAUACACUAUUCACAAUAUUAUUUCUAUCCGCUUCAAUCAUAAUUUUUGUAAUCACUGUCACCUACCAUAUCAAAGUUAGACGUCAACAUGACAUUAUUCAUAAUGAAUUAAGAACACAAUCACCUCAUCAACGACGGGAACGGCUGUUCCAUACACUAAUAUUAUCUAUAGUAACAUUUUUCCUAAGUGUUCUGGGUCAAACAUAUAUAGAAAUAGCAGUAUUUUGGGUGAAUGAGAGAGAGGAUAUAGCGCAGUUAUCGAAAUGGUACCACUACGCAAGGAUACUAGCAUUCAUAGACCCUGUUAUGAAUCCAUUAAUUGUAAUAUUACGAACACCUGCUCUACGUCGACAACUUCGAUCUCAAUGGACGACGAUACGGUCCAGAGCGUCGUCACGCACCCGGUCAGCUCAUAGUCAUCGAGAGAACGCCGAUACAAGUGUCAAACGAAAACGUUCAAGUAGUGCACGGAUGAGAAAAGACGCGGAAUUGAUGAUGUCGUUGAUGCCCACAGAUCGACCGGUGACCUGCGUGCAUCUCACUCGAUCAUGUUCAUUACGUCGAAGUCAGGACUCGCAGACACACAAUUCCGUUGUAUGA